UAAUAGUUGACGUAGCACCAUGUGAACACAUGCGUAAACAAGGCAGCUUCAAGACUAUACAGUGGUAGAGCAGAAGGCUCUGUUUUAGUAAACUGAUAUUCUUUUAUAUUAGAACAUUGAGCGAAACAAAAAACUAGUUUAUAAUUUUUUUUAGCUAAAAUGGCGUCAACAGAUGUGCAGGAUGACAGCGACGACGGUAUGGACGCGUUCAUGGACAAAUUCAAAUCGCAGAGGUAUAAAAAUGCUUUCACUGACAGCAACUGGGAGGAGGAGUUCAAUAAAAUCCCCAUGUUCAUGAAAACAGCCCCAGAAGAGAUUGACCCUAAAAAAUACCCUGAGCUAGCCUGUCUCCAAUCUAUAAUCCAUGAUGAGGAUAGAUCUCCGGAAGAGCAAGCAAAGAGUCUGAAAGAUGAAGGAAAUUCAUUUUUCAAGGAAAAAAACUACAAAUAUGCAGUAGUGGCCUAUACAGCUGCUUUGAACAAGAAAUGUGGGGAUCAGGAGCUCAAUGCUGUGCUACUGACAAACCGAGCAGCUUCACACUUCCACCUGGGUAACAUGCGUUCUGCACUAAAUGACGCUGCAGCUGCCAAGAAGAUCAAACCAGACCAUAUCAAAGCAUUGAUCCGAGGUGCUCAGUGCUGCGUGGAGCUGCGUAACUUUUCAGGCGCCAUCCAGUGGUGUGAUGAAGGACUGAAGUCCUACCCGACUGACAACAAACUGAUGGAGCUGAGAGCAUCCGCAGAUAAGCAUAAAAGAGCAGCAGAGAGAGAUGCCAGGAAAGCCAAGGCAAAAGAAAAGAAGCUGCAUGGUGAGAAAGAGGCCCUUCUGGGUGCUAUAAAGGAAAGGGGCAUCAAGCUUCUCCAGCCAAAAAGGUCACGACCUGAAGGUUCAGAUAGUGAGGAUGAGGAUGAACGCCCAUCAGCAAGAAUAGCACAGCUGAGCCUGGACAGCUUGACCCCUGUGGAGGUCACAGGGGCUCAGGUCUUCCUGGAUGAGCAGGGCUCCUUGCACUGGCCGGUUCUGUUCCUUUACCCCGAGCAUCAACAGAGCGAUUUCAUCUCAGCCUUCUGUGAGAACAACAGCUUUACAGAUCAUCUUUGUGUCAUGUUUGGGGAGGAACUUCCACCUUGGGACACAGACAGAAAAUACCACCCACAAAACCUGCAGCUGUAUUUUGAAGAUGAGGAGAAGAAGACUCUCUACCAAGUUGAUCCAGAAAUGUCACUUUUAAAAACAUUGCAGCAUAAGAGGUUUUUUGUGAAGGCAGGCACCCCAAGCUUCAUGGUUUUAGUAAAAGACUCACCAUUCUGCAAGCAGUUUCUGUCUGGAAAGAAAAUCCAUGGAUUGUAGACACGGACACGUAAUAUGAAAAAGUAGAGGACUGACCUGAGCGCUUUUGUUUUGAAGAUUAAAAGACAACUGUCUGCUUUGACCUUGUUAAUGAAACAGGAUCUCUUGGCAAAACUUCAUUACUGUCAACAUGCUUGAUAGUUGAUAUGUGCAGGUUAUUAUGAUUGUGAUGUCUUCUUCUGAUUUUUCCAAACAUGCCUCUAUACAUCAUGGCCAAACAUUUUUAUUUUGAUCCCAUGUAUGAAAUGAUGUGAUUCAUACAGCUGUACCUGUGAACAAUUUGUGCUAAUUCUAUAUAUUUUUUAGACAUAAAUACUACUUGUCCUUAUAAAAAUGUUUUACCUUUUCUGUCAUUGCUAAUGACAUCUUUUUAACUUUAACAUAUAAUAAGAAAAUUCUUAAAUUACACAAAUAACCUGAGAUAAAAGUCUUGAAACUGGGUUUCAACAUUUUCACACAAAUAAAUAUUUUUGGUCAACUUUACUUUGUGUGGAAAUGGCCGUAGAUCAGACCCUCCCCACAUAAAUUAUGGGCAACAAUUGUUUUGCUAAGAUUGUUGACAUUAAGGCAAAAAAAAAAAAAAGUAAUUUGAUUAAACGUGAUGAAUAAAUGAUUGAAGUAAUGGUGAAAACCAUUACUUCAAUAAUGUAAUAGUGUUACAUUAUUGAAGUAAUGUAAUUAAUUGAGUAAUUGAAUAAUCUUUAACUGGAGGAUACAAACCCAAUAAAAGGCCCUUUAUUUAAAGAAUAACACAUUCAGAACAGUAAGUAUACAAAAAAUACAAAAAAAUAUACAUUUUACAUUUAAGAUAAAAAAAAACUUGUAUGUAAAUCUGUUAUACCCAGAGUUUCUCAGCUGUCUUAGUUUUAGCUUUACCUGACUCAAUUUAAAUAUUUUAUUUGCAUCUUAUAAUGAUGUACAAAAACGCUAAAUGGCAAAUCUGCAUAAUGUGCACAUUUUCUAUCCAAUUAAUCAUCAGAAUAAUCAAUAGAAUAACCAAUUAUUAAAAUAGUUGCUAGUUGCAUCUUUGGUGCACCUUAAUUUCUUUAUUAUGCCUGCCUAAUUCCUACAAUACCCGUCAUCCCAAGUAUAGGGAUGACAAUACCGUGACUCAGUGGAAAAAAAGGACUUCUGCAAUAAAGUACAGACAAGACA
Poecilia reticulata (guppy) is the source of this 2505-nucleotide messenger RNA. RefSeq names its product tetratricopeptide repeat domain 4 (gene ttc4). Gene Ontology annotation, biological process: protein folding. NCBI's taxonomy places the organism in Eukaryota, Metazoa, Chordata, Actinopteri, Cyprinodontiformes, Poeciliidae. Gene Ontology annotation, cellular component: cytosol; nucleus. Gene Ontology annotation, molecular function: Hsp90 protein binding; Hsp70 protein binding. The record is from RefSeq and is a predicted model, not a curated record.